This is a messenger RNA of Helobdella robusta, 1248 nucleotides long. RefSeq lists its product as hypothetical. NCBI's taxonomy places the organism in Eukaryota, Metazoa, Annelida, Clitellata, Rhynchobdellida, Glossiphoniidae. The record is from RefSeq and is a predicted model, not a curated record. Gene Ontology annotation, biological process: regulation of DNA-templated transcription; chromatin remodeling. The coding region runs from base 1 to 1248 and encodes 415 amino acids. Gene Ontology annotation, cellular component: chromatin; nucleus. The transcript is spliced from 11 exons.
AUGGAUCCGACACUGAAUCAUCAGGGGUCAAGUUCUGUGUCUGUAACAGAAACUCACAGAAAACCUAGAAUGACAAACCAGUUGAAGUUUCUUGAAAAAGUUGUUCUCAAAUGUUUAUGGAAACAUAACUUUGCUUGGCCUUUUCACCAGCCUGUGGAUGCGAAAAAAUUAAAUUUACCCGACUACUACAAAAUAAUCAAACAACCAAUCGACAUGGGAACUAUUAAGAAGAGACUUGAAACUCGGUUCUACUACACAGCUCAAGAUUGCAUCAAAGAUUUCAACCUGAUGUUCAGUAACUGUUACACUUACAAUAAACCUGGGGAGGAUAUAGUGAUAAUGUGUCAAACUCUUGAGAAGUUGUUCCACAGCAAGUUGAACGAAAUGCCUGCCGAGGUAAGUUCUUUGCUUGCACAUCUACCAGCAUUGUCCCACAUGAAGAAAGGGGUGAAAAGGAAAGCAGACACGACGACUCCAACUUCAUCAGGCAUUGGCGGUGGUGGCAUCAUCAACAUUGAAAUGUCCCCUCUUAGUUACUGCAAAGAGAUCCUUAAGGAACUUUUCGGCAAACGACACGCUGGAUAUGCCUGGCCAUUCUAUCAACCAGUUGACGCAGAGUUGUUAGGAUUGGAUGAUUAUCAUGAACUCAUUGAAAUGCCCAUGGACCUUGGAACUGUCAAGCGCAAGAUUGAAUCGAACGAGUACAAGACUGCCUCUGAGUUUGCAAAUGAUGUGCGUCUCAUCUUCACCAACUGCUACAGGUACAAUGCUCACGGAAGUGAUGUCGUUGCAAUGGCAAGGAAGCUGCAAGAUGUGUUUGAGUUGAAGUACGCACAUACUCCUUCUUCGAAACCAUCUUCUUCAGCGACGUCUGCCUCUGCAGCGACCUCACAGGGCAACCAAUCACGUUUGGACCACGCUGCAAAGGCUUCAGAGAAGAAGAAGCAGAAGAAAAGAGAGGACAAGUGUCCAACACUGCCCACGGCAACUUUUGAUAGUGAUGACGAGGACAACCAGAAGCCAAUGUCAUAUGAAGAAAAGAGACAAUUAUCUCUUGACAUCAACAAGUUGCCUGGUGAUAGACUUGGAAAAGUGGUGCACAUCAUCCAGUCUCGAGAGCCAAGUUUGAAAGAUUCCAAUCCGGACGAGAUUGAAAUUGACUUUGAGACCUUGAAGCCGUCGACACUGAGGGAGCUGGAGGUCUAUGUAUCGUCGUGCCUCAAACGAACCAAUAAUCCUUACGGUUAG